UUACGCAUGGAGUUAACCUAACCAAAUGAUUGACUUGAACAAAAGAAGUGCCUUGUCAAAUUACUUGACCCUCUCUUUAAAAGGAUGAUGAGCCCUCCUCGCCACCAGUGACAUCUGUCAACCCAAGAUAAAGAAAUAAAAACAAUGCCGAAUUUAGAUGACCUGCUCGUCCACAUCGGAGAUUACGGACCAUACCAAAGGAGAAUCACUGUCCUCGGGUCUCUGCCGGUGCUGACCUUCGCGUUCGUCCUCGUAGGAGUCGUGUUCUUGGGGAACACUCCCGUGCACUGGUGCCGGACCUCCGGGACAGAGCACAUCCAGGACGAAUGUGACUGGACAGACAAGGAGCUGCGUGAACUCACCGUCCCGCUGUUGGAUGAGUCGGGACAGGGCGCAUUGGGCACCUACAGUCGCUGCCAGAGGUUCGAUGUGGCCUGGAAGUUCUGGAACCGCAGCCAGAGCAACUGCAGUGACUUCAUCGACUGGCCCUUGAUUUCUAAUCUCACCCAGUUACCGGUAGUCGCGUGCGAUAGCGGCUGGGUGUUUGAUCCGUCUCGCACUACUAUCGUUUCAGAGUUUUCCUUAGUGUGUGAGGAUUCAUGGCUUGCAGAUUUGAUUCAGGUGUCCCUGGCUGGAGGGUUCUUCAUUGGUGCUUUUGUCACUGGAUACUUGGCAGACAGGUUUGGAAGGAAGCCCUGUUUCAUCCUGUCUAUGUUUGGCCUGGGGGUGUCAGGGAUAGUUGUGAUGCUGUCACCCUCUUACCCCCUGCUGCUGCUCUUCAGAGUUCUCCAGGGCUUCUGUUGCAAGGGAGCAUGGACAGUCAGCUAUGUGUUUAUCAUUGAGUUCUUUGGCUCAAACAACCGGAAGUUUGUCUCAUUGCUGUCCCGUACCUUUUAUUCCACUGGGAUGGCCAUCCUACCUCUCUUGGCAUAAUUCUUGCCCUCCUGGAAAACCCUGCAGCUGGCCAUGAGUCUCCCCUGCUUCAUCUUCAUCACUUACUUUUGGCUCAUUCCAGAAUCUCCUCGCUGGUUGUUGUCACAACGAAGAACCAAAGAGGCUAUGAGGAUCGCUAAAAACAUUACCAAGUGCAAUAAGAGAACUGUCCCUGAGAAUUUUAGAGAGUUUGAUCCUCUGGAGGAGAAGCAGGAGCAGGAGGCAGAGAUAAGUCGUCCGUCAUUCAUGGAUCUGUUUAGGACGUCCAACAUGAGGAGAAACACUCUGAUCCUCAUCUACGCUUGGUUCACGAGCGCAGUGGUUUUCCAAGGGUUGGUUCUCCGCCUGGCGAUCACUGGAAACAAUAUCUUCCGGGAUUUCUUCAUCUCUGCAGCCGUGGAGCUGCCCACAGGCCUCAUCUUCUACCUGUUGGUGGACAGGGUUGGACGGAGACCUCUCAUGGCUGUGUCUAACUUCAUAGGAGGAGUCGCCUGCCUCAUAGUGCCCUUCGUCUCAGUAGACUAUCUGUGGCUGAAGAAAGCCAUAGCAAUCAUUGGGAGGCUUUCUGUCGCCAUUGGAUUUGAGACGGUCAAUUUUGCCAACUCUGAGCUGUAUCCAACACCUCUCAGAAACCUGGGCGUGUCUGUGUGCUCAUCAGCCAGUGAUAUAGGAGCUAUAGUUGCCCCUUUCUUGCUCUACAGACUGGCCAGUAUCUGGCAGGAACUGCCUCUCUUCCUCUAUGGUGUCAUGACCGUGUUGUCCAGUGGACUGGUCAUGCUAUUACCAGAGAUGAGAGGCAUCGAUUUCCCUGAGACCAUAGAAGACGUGGAGAACUUAAAUGGGGUGGUGUCUGCAGCAGGGGCCAGUGCUGAUGAGGUGGUGCAUAGUGAAGGGCGGGACCUCCAGCGGGAGGAGGGGCCAGACCUCCACCUCCCCUUCCUGUUCUCUGAGGAUGGCUAUGACACGGUUGCCAAGAAGAGGGCAGCAUACCAUGAUGAUCUGGAUCUAACCAACUGGUUUAUGAUUCCCUCAGCAUUGGAUGGUAGUGGCCCUGCUAAGCCCAACGGAAUCUGUGGAGAAAAUUGUUGCCCCACAUCUAAGCCCAGGACAGACCUGUGCUGGCAGUGCCAGAAGAACAACUAUCAGGUCUUCAGAUAUGCCAAUAUGCCAGAAGCUGUUAAAUCAGCCAAGCUGAAGAAGCAAGAGCAGCAUCUCCUGCUUGUUCAGAGUGAGCGGUCUGUCUACCAGAAGAUGGUUGCUGACAGAAAACCACAACAAGUCAACUACUUGAUUGAUGAAGGCAUGUCAUCCAGCACAGGCAGCAGCGCAGUCAUCAACUACAUGCACCAUUUCUUCACCAACUACGGAGUUGGGGAAACACGUGUUGACCUGAAUUGUAAUAACAGCAGUGGCCAAAACAACAAGUCUGUUCUCUGGUAUUGUGCCUGGCGGACCAUGCACAUGCUGCACCACAGUCUGGACCUUCACUUCCUGAUCACAGACCACAACAAGUUUGCCUGGUGCUUCAGCCUCAUCAAGCAGAGUGAACACUUUGUCUGA
This is a messenger RNA of Oncorhynchus tshawytscha (Chinook salmon), 2493 nucleotides long. RefSeq names its product organic cation transporter 2 (gene slc22a3). Gene Ontology annotation, cellular component: membrane. Gene Ontology annotation, biological process: transmembrane transport. The transcript is spliced from 15 exons. Gene Ontology annotation, molecular function: transmembrane transporter activity. The record is from RefSeq and is a predicted model, not a curated record. NCBI's taxonomy places the organism in Eukaryota, Metazoa, Chordata, Actinopteri, Salmoniformes, Salmonidae.